Molecule: messenger RNA, 432 nt
Organism: Macrosiphum euphorbiae (potato aphid)
Lineage: Eukaryota; Metazoa; Arthropoda; Insecta; Hemiptera; Aphididae
Source: the annotation of a GenBank genome assembly
AUGAUCGACAGACAAUCACGGCGGAAUAAUGUGUUACUCUUUAACUUACCAGAAGCUCUUAAUGACCCAACCACCUCAAGCUCGGAUUCCACUACAAUUCAAAACAUACUUGAUUUUCUUGAUUUAAAAACCAAACCAAAUUCUGUCACUCGCCUCGGCAAACCUUCUUCUUCUAAUACUACCAAACCUCGACCAGUAAAAUUACGUUUUUCGGAUCAAAAAGAUAUUUUUGAAUUAUUCUCAUAUCAAAAUAAAUUAAAAUCAAACUCUACAUGGAAAGACCUUCGGUUCUCUUCUGACCGUACCAAACAGCAACAAGAAUACAUGUCACACCUUCGCCAAGAACUUCUCAACCGUCAAUCUAAUGGAGAACAGAAUCUCAUCAUUAAAUACAUCAAAGGCACUCCAACAAUUAUCAAUUCAAAAAACUAA